AUAAAUAAGAGUGUUCUUCAAUUUACAUUGAAAUAAUUGAAUGACUGCAUAGCGAAAUAGCAGAAUAUAAACAAAGUCUAUCGGAUUAAUUCACAAGUAUGGCAGCUAAAAAGCACAUUCUUUUAAAUGCCUUCGACAUGUCCACUGUAGGGCACCUGUCGCCUGGCCAAUGGAAGGAUCCUAACGAUCGAUCAGCAACUAAAAGGGGUCUCGACUACUGGGUCAACCUCGCAAAGACCCUCGAGCGCGGCGACAUCAACGCCCUGUUCCUCGCCGACACCUAUGGCGGCUAUGAUACCUACGAGGACUCUCUCGACAACUGCAUUCGGCGCGCGGCCCAGUGGCCGAUGACUGAUCCGACGAUUCCUAUAUCUGCAAUGGCGGCAGUCACGAAAAACUUGGCGUUUGCAAUCACCGCAUCAACCUCCUUUGAGCCUCCAUUCCUCCUGGCCAAGCGGUUCUCGACCCUGGACCAUCUAACUGGCGGACGGUUCGGGUGGAAUAUCGUCACGGGGUGGAAGAAGGGCGCCUUUAAAGCGAUUGGACUUGACGAGCCUACAGACCACGACAAGCGGUAUGCGCAGGCAGAUGAAUAUCUGCGUGUUUUGUACAAACUGUGGGAGGGCUCGUGGGCAGAUGAUGCCAUUGUCAAAGACGUCGAGACAGAUACCUACGCAGACCCAGACCGAAUCCGAACGAUAAAGCAUGCCGGCGAGUUCUAUCAUCUGGAGAGCAGACACAUUGUCGAUCCAAGCCCACAGCGCACACCGCUGCUCUUCCAAGCGGGGACUUCACCUGCUGGAUCGAAAUUCGGCGCAACACACGCCGAAGCAAUCUUUGUCUCGGGCCACAGCCCGUCCGUACUGGCGCCUCGCAUAGCCCACAUCCGGUCACUGGCGCAGGAAGCAGGGCGCGAUCCGCAGUCGAUCAAGUUCUUCGGCACAAUAACGCCUAUUAUCGGACGCACCGAGGAAGAAGCGCAGGCCAAGCUGGCGCAGGCGAAGAAAUACGCAUCUGUGAUCGGUGGGCUGGUUCUGUUUUCGGGCUGGACGGGCAUUGAUAUCUCCAAGGUGCCGAUUGACGAGGAGAUCGAUCCGGUCAAGCACUCGCUCGAAAAGCACAAGGUGCAUUCGAUUUCCGAGACGUUGACGGCGCGCACCCCCGAACUGCCCUCCAUCACGCCGCGCAUUAUCGCGGAGACGGCGGCGAUAGGGGGGUUGGGGCCUGUGGCCGUAGGGACGCCGGCGCAGGUGGCUGAUGUUUUUGAGAAGUGGGUUAAUGAGGCGGGUCUGGAUGGGUUUAAUGUUGGUUAUGUCACGACGCCCGGCACGUUUGAGGAUGUGGUGGAUUUGCUGGUGCCGGAGUUGCGGCGGAGAGGGCUGUAUCCUGAGAAGAAAUGGGAUGGGGAGGGGGAGGGGUUAACAGCGAGAGAGAAGAUAUAUGGACAGGGCCAGAGUAAGCUUCGGGAUGAUCAUGUUGGGGCGGGUUACAAGUAUGAUGUGUAUAAGGAGGAACCACCGUUUGAGAGGGAGGCUUAG
This is a messenger RNA of Talaromyces proteolyticus, 1538 nucleotides long. Its product is annotated as xenobiotic compound monooxygenase, DszA family. Bases 99 to 1538 code for a protein of 479 amino acids. The transcript has 5 exons. NCBI's taxonomy places the organism in Eukaryota, Fungi, Ascomycota, Eurotiomycetes, Eurotiales, Trichocomaceae. Gene Ontology annotation, molecular function: monooxygenase activity; oxidoreductase activity, acting on paired donors, with incorporation or reduction of molecular oxygen. The record is from RefSeq and is a predicted model, not a curated record.